This is a messenger RNA of Argiope bruennichi, 603 nucleotides long. Its product is annotated as prismalin-14-like. The record is from RefSeq and is a predicted model, not a curated record. The coding region runs from base 142 to 564 and encodes 140 amino acids. The transcript is spliced from 2 exons. Lineage: Eukaryota; Metazoa; Arthropoda; Arachnida; Araneae; Araneidae.
AGUGAAAAACUAUCUCCACCCUUUGUCUGGGAGGUACGAUGAUUCGGUACUAUAAAAAGGGAACGACAUCUCCGUUUUCCAAGAUUAUUCAAUUAAUUUGUUUAAAGAAGAAUAAGCAUUCAACAGGCUUUACCUCCAACGAUGAAGUUGUUUGUGGUGAUUUUUCUUGUAUCUGCAGCAGCUACGGCUUGGGCUGGAUAUUCAUCUCCUGACUAUGGAUAUGAUUACGGAGUAUCAAAUCAGAAAAACCUUUAUACUACCUACAAGCCGUACUACAUAACUUCAACUGCAGUUAAACCAGUUUAUACAGUAAAGCCAGUAUAUACGGCCAAACCGGCUUACGUUGCCAAACCUUAUUAUGGUGCUUUGCAGGGAUAUGGCAAUGGAUAUGGUUACUAUGGCUCCUCCUAUAGGCCAAUCUGGUCAUCCUCAUCCCUUUCUGGUACUCACUACCCUUAUUAUGGAUAUGGACAUGGAGGCAGCUACGCGUAUAAUCCUUAUUACUACGGUAGUUACAAACAUGGCAUUGGAUAUUAUCCUGGAUACGACUACAUUGAUUGGUAAAAAAUGAGUUUCAAGAUAUGAACGAGAACUAAUGAUUUA